This is a messenger RNA of Mauremys reevesii (Reeves's turtle), 3158 nucleotides long. RefSeq lists its product as uncharacterized. The coding region runs from base 373 to 2937 and encodes 854 amino acids. NCBI's taxonomy places the organism in Eukaryota, Metazoa, Chordata, Testudines, Geoemydidae. The transcript has 20 exons. Gene Ontology annotation, biological process: inflammatory response; regulation of apoptotic process; innate immune response. The record is from RefSeq and is a predicted model, not a curated record.
GGAGGGAGCAACCGGAGGAGACAGACACUUCUUCCCUGCUGCUGGAGUGGAGCACCAAGGAGAAUCACUGUUGCCCCAGGGACGAAGGUAAUUGAGAAAUACAUUGCUCCAGUGCCUACAUAUGUAGGCAAAGGAGAUUUUCCUGGAAAUGUGAAGAAAACUGUGAUCCUAAUCCUGGUCCCAAAGAGGGUAAAUUUAACACUCCAAAUAUUCCCCGUGUUGGAGGAUCAGGACCAUCAUGUACAUGGCUGAAGAUUCCCUUGUGUUAUGUGUCUAUAUUACACGAGAAAAAGAACCUUCCAAAGAAAAGUUUGCAGCAAAUCGACACAGUUCCUGUCUCUUUGAUGAACCAUCUCAAGUGGUGCUGGCAGCAUGGAGCGGGCCGAGAGUGAACUGCUAGAGACCCUGGAAGAGCUGGGAGAAGGGGAGCUGCAGAGAUUCAAGGACAAACUGAGUGAAAUCCAGCCGAAGGAGGGAUACCAACAUCUCCCCUCUGGGAGCCUAAGAAAUGCAGAUCCCCUAGCCCUCACGGACCUGCUCCUCCUCUUCUAUGGGACGGACGAUGGGGCGGAGGUGGCUGCGGAGGUGCUGAGAGCCAUCGACCAGGGAGCCCUAGCAGAGAGAAUCGAGAGAUUCAUUCAUUCACUGGAAUAUGAGAAAUAUGAUUUCGAGUGCCACCUGUAUCAGCUGCAGCAGCAUCACUUCGCGAGAGGAGGUUUCAAGUAUGUGGAAUGCACACUGAACGAUGAGCAGUACCAGACAAUCAGAUCUGAGAAAACCAGCCAGGAGAAGAUGCGGAAGCUGUACGAGCUGGUGCCGGGCUGGCGCAAAUGGCAGAAGGACCGGCUCUACCAGGCACUGAGGGAAACAAACAGAGACCUGGUUGAAGAGCUGGAGGGGGGACACUUUGUUGACCGUCACCGAGAGAAGCUGAUUCAGAGAGUCCCAGAAGUGGACAGAGUCCUGAAGCUACUUCGGGGGCACACGCUAACCCCUGAGCAAUACCAGAGCAUCAGCGCCAGGAGAUCCAAUGUGGAGAAAAUGCAGAAGCUGUAUGAGCUGGUGCAGAGCUGGGGGAGGGAACAAAAGGACCAGCUCUACCAAGUGCUGUGGAUAACAAACAGAGCCCUUGUUGAUGAGCUUGAAGGGGAACAUUUCGUGGAUUGGAGCCGGGAGCAGCUGAUUCAACGUGUCUCCUCUGUUGAUGCCAUCCUAGAUGUGCUUCAUAGGGUCAAGCCGCAACAGGAAAUGCAGAUGCCAGAGCUACAGUCUCCCAAUUGGCUUAAAAAACCAUUGAAGGCACAUACUGGCAGGGAUGGACUCCUCCAGGAUCGGCCGUACAUACUAAACGAUGAGCAGUACCAGACAAUCAGAGCUGAGAAAACCAGCCAGGAGAAGAUGUGGAAGCUGUACAAGCUGGUGCCGAGCUGGGACGAACGGCAGAAGGACCGGCUCUACCAGGCACUGAAGAGAACAAACAGACACCUGGUUGAAGAGCUGGAGGGGGGACACUUUGUUGACCGGCACCGAGAGAAGCUGAUCCAGAGAGUCCCAGAAGUGGACAGAGUCCUGAAGCUACUUAGGGGGAACACGCUAACCCCUGAGCAAUACCAGAGCAUCAGCGCCGGGAGAUCCAAUGUGGAGAAAAUGCAGAAGCUGUAUGAGCUGGUGCCGAGCUGGGGGAGGGUGCAAAAGGACUGGCUCUACCGGGCUGUGUCGAUAACAAACAGAGCCCUUGUUGAGGAGUUUGCAGGCUCAAUGAAGAACCAGGGCCCCGUGUAUCACGCCUCCAAGGCUCACACUAUGCACCUGGGUGUGGGUACCCGAGCGCAGAAGCCGUCCACCAGCACCAGCCCUGGAGCUACACGGGAACAUUUUGUGGAGCGGCAUCGGGAGCAGCUGAUUCAACGCGCCUCUUCAGUUGACACAACCCUAGAUGUGCUGAAGCGGAGCCAUUACAUUUUGGAACAGAAGAGUUUGUUCCUGGCGCAAAAGGCAGCAAACGAAAGCCUCAAUGAAGAGCCAGAGGCAUCAAAGCGACGUACUGGCAGGGGUGGACGACUCCGGAAUCGGCCGCACAUACUGAACGAUGAACAAUAUCAGAUGAUCAGAGCUGAGAAAACCAGCCAGGAGAAGAUGCGGAAGCUGUACGAGCUGGUGCCGAGCUGGGGCAAACGGCAGAAGGACCGGCUCUACGAGGUGCUGAAGAAAACAAACAGAGGCCUGGUUGAAAAGCUAAAGGGUGCAAGUACCCCGGCUCAGAUGCCGUCCACCAGCACCAGCCCUGGAGCUACAUGGGAACAUUUUGUGGAGCGGUACCGGGAGAAGCUGAUUCGACGCGCCUCUUCAGUUGACAGAAUCCUGCAUAUGCUUCAUCGGCGUGUACGGUCUGAUUUUCUACUCCGAAGGUCUCGACAAGCGCCCAGAUUUCUUCCCGCACAAGAGCUGAAGCUAACCCAUGACACGUGGCACCAGGACCAGCCGUACCUAGCGCUGAAGGCAACAAGCGAAAGCCUCACUGAAGAGCCAGAGGGAUUCACCAGUAAAGAGACUGAAUCCGACUCUAGUUCUGCUGCAGCGAUGAAGGCGGCAGGAGGGAUCAUCUGUCAACAGACUCUCCUACCCUCCAUUGGUUCUGUGGCAGGAUCUGCAGGUGAGACCAGCCGGCGUCAGAGUCUCACUGCCUUCCUCAGGGGACAGCACAAAUGUAACUGGUGUGCCAGAGAGGAGGAGGAUCCUCCAGAAGAAAUACAGCCUGAGACUGUCCGAGGCCCAGAUGGGAAGCAGGAGACAUACAGGGUUCAUUUCCCCAGGGCAGGCUCAUUCCGUUGCUCUGAAACAGAACUGGGGCUCGAGGUGAGGGCAGCCGUGACUGUCCACUAUGGAUAUGACUCCUGGGAUCAGCAUCUGAGCGCAUCUGGCAGCAAUGGAUGGUAGCCGGCCCUUUGUUCACCGUCUGGGUGGUGGAACCAGCUGAGGCCGGGGCUGUGGCAGCCGUUCACCUCCCACACUUCCUGUGCCUUGCAGGAGCAGAAGUUGAUGUUUCUCAGCUUCAAGUUGCCCAUUUUGUUGACUGUGGGAUGACCCUGGAAAGUCCAACGCGGGUGAGGCCGUUCCAUGCUGUGCUGGAGAACCCCAGCUUCUCUCCAAUUGGACUG